Messenger RNA from Filobasidium floriforme, 1821 nucleotides. Its product is annotated as putative thiamine biosynthetic bifunctional enzyme. Gene Ontology annotation, molecular function: magnesium ion binding; thiamine-phosphate diphosphorylase activity; hydroxyethylthiazole kinase activity. Gene Ontology annotation, biological process: thiamine biosynthetic process. NCBI's taxonomy places the organism in Eukaryota, Fungi, Basidiomycota, Tremellomycetes, Filobasidiales, Filobasidiaceae. The transcript has 12 exons. Bases 115 to 1788 code for a protein of 557 amino acids. Gene Ontology annotation, cellular component: cytoplasm. The record is from RefSeq and is a predicted model, not a curated record.
CCGUUACCUCACUAGAUGUAUACGCAUCAUGCACCUGCUCUCUGCUCUCUGAUCCUCCCUCAUCGUCUCUUGAUCUCUUGCAGCAGUAGAUAGGAGACCACGAGUUACGAUAGCAUGGCACCCAAAUUCACACCCGAAAAUAUCGACUACUCGCUCUACUUGGUGACCGGUCGAGAGCUAUUACCUCCCGGCAAGGACUAUUAUGAGAGCUUGGAAGAGUCCUUAAGAGGUGGAGUGACGGUCGUACAAGUCAGGGAGAAGAACAUCGAUACCGGCGAAUUCUACGAGAUCGCCCGUAAAACCAAACUCCUCACCGACGCCUAUAACGUCCCUCUCAUAAUCAACGACCGCCUCGACAUCUGUCUCUCCAUAAAGGCCGCCGGGUUGCAUAUCGGACAGACCGACCUGGACCCUCGGACCGCCCGGAAACUCCUCCCCCCUGGUUCUGUUUUGGGGCUAUCUAUCGGGUCUCUGGAAGAAGCUUCCCGUCUCCUAGACCAGUACAAGGACGAGGAAAAGGGAGGGGCUUUGGUGGACUAUGUAGGUAUAGGGGCGGUCUGGCGGACGACGAGCAAGGAUGUCAGUAAAAAAGUGAUGUUAGGUCCCGAGGGAGUCGGGAAGAUCUUGGAUCUGCUUCAUGAUGAGUCAGGGGGUUCGAUUAAGAGCGUAGCUAUCGGCGGAAUCCACCUCCCCAACCUCCCUCACCUCCUGCACGGCUCCCACUCUCCCACUCACCUUCGAACGCUAGACGGGAUCGCCGUCAUAUCCGAUAUAGUCUCUUCCCCGCGCCCUGAAGAGGCCGCUCGACAACUCUCCGAAGCUUUCAAGCGCGGGGUCGCUGGGUUUUCAUCAUCAGGAGGACCUGCCGGACAUGCGGUCUUGCCCACCGGAAUACAUAUAGCUGAUAGGGAGGGGGAUGGGAGGAGGAGGAGGAGUAAGAUAGAUUGGUUGGAAGGUGUCGUUGGGCUUAUGAGGGUUGUCAAGGAGAAGAAACCGUUGGCUCACCAGAUGACGAAUACGGUCGUUGCCAACGAUUCCGCCAACACUACCUUGGCUCUCGGGGGGAGUCCGAUAAUGGCCACCCACCCGCUGGACGUCAAGGAUCUGAGCAAGAUCUUGGAUGCUCUGUUGAUCAAUUUCGGGACCAUCUCCGAUAAACAAGGCAUGAUCGUCGCCGGGCAAGAGGCCAACAAGAACUUGAAACCGGUCAUCUUUGACCCGGUUGCUAUCGGUGCCACGUCGUAUCGUCGAGAAACCGCCAAGGAGCUACUGGAUGCCUGGCAGCCGACGGUGAUCAAGGGCAAUGCCGGGGAAAUCGGAGCGCUCGCAGGUUCGCUCGAGGUGGCUAGCAAGGGCGUCGAUUCGGUCGGACCUGGGUUCGCUAAACCCGCCGACGUGGUCAAGACGCUCGCCCGGCAGAAGCGGGCGAUUGUUGCGAUGACCGGAGUCGACGACUACAUCUCUGACGGAGAGACGGUCUUAAAGGUGUCGAAUGGACAUCACUGGAUGGGUUGUAUCACAGGUAGCGGCUGCAUGACCGGCACUGCCGUGACCGUCUACUGCGGCGCUGCCAGGAUCGCAGGCACAUCAUCGACCCAGCUCGUCAAGGGGGACAUGCUUCUCGGCGUGCUCGCGGGCAUCUUGGUGUACACCAUCGCUGGACAAAAAGCCGGCGAACGGGACGACGUACGAGGUCCCGGUACGUUCAGGGCGGCGUUCAUCGACGAGAUGUACCACGUUACGACGGAAGACGUCUUGCGGAUGGCCAAGUUCGAGGUUGUAGAAUAGAACUGAGGAAGGUUUGAUCGAAUUGAAGGAAGA